UUCAUUUACCCUGAGAUCACUGAGGGUGAACUGCUCCAAAACACGCAAACUAUCUGUGGACUGUGAAGCCAACAUGGGCAGUGGGCGUUGUGUAUUUGUCCUAUUUUCCCUCCUCCAUGUCUCGCUGAGUGUGGAAAUGACAGGGUUAUAUGGCAGCUUCACCUCCCCCAACUUCCCCCAGCCAUACCCUGACAACCAGCUCAUAGUGUGGAACAUCACUGUCCCACAUGGCCACAGGGUCAAACUCUACUUCAGCCACUUCAGCAUGGAACCCUCGAACCAGUGUGAAUAUGACUACAUCCAGGUUUUGGCUGAGGGGAAUGAAACCUUACGGUUCUGCGGUGAGGAAGAGAAGAACCAUGAAUGUACCCCAAGGAACACCAUCAUACUGUCAGCUGGGAACCUCAUGUCAGUGGUCUUUAGGAGUGACUACUCUAACGAGGGCCGAUUCACCGGCUUCCAAGCAUUUUACACCUCAGAAGACAUCAACGAGUGUCAGACAAAGAUAGAUGGAGAGAGAGCGUGUGAUCAUCUUUGCCACAAUUACAUCGGUGGAUAUUAUUGCACAUGCAGACAAGGAUUUUUUCUCCAUGACAACAAAAGAUCCUGCACAGUGCCGUGCCAAAGCCAGGUGUUGACCUCACUGUCGGGGGUUCUGACCAGUCAAGGCUACCCGAGCCCUUACCCCCCAAUGAGCGAGUGUGACCACAUCAUCCGUCUGCCGGAGGGCUACAGAAUAAUCGUGGACUUCCUGGAACCCUUUGAUGUAGAGGGACACUCAGAUGUCCCGUGUCCAUAUGAUAUGUUGAAGAUUUCAACCGCUGGACAAGAAUAUGGACCUUUCUGUGGAUCAGUGCCACCCAGUCGCAUUGACACGGGAAGUUAUCAAGUGCAUGUUGUGUUCAGAUCCGACACUAGUGGGAAGAACAAGGGAUGGAAGAUCAAGUACACCAGUACCAAGGUUGAAUCCUGAUGGCUUGCAUGCACACGCCUGACAUGAACAUUAUAUGCAGGGUCGGAUUUGGAGAAAAAGUUUUUGUCUGAACAAGUUUUUCUGCUCCACCUGCACACUUUUUCGGUCCUUUAUCCAUUUCGAACUGUGCUCUUUCUGCUUGAUUUCAUUUAACAGCUGUAUUUCUGCCUGACCUCUGACAUUGCAUGAACAGAUCGACUUGAAGGGGUCAAGGGGAGGUGAUGAUGGUUGGCACCACUGCACCAGCCUUACACUGUAGAUAGCCUAUUGACAAUUUUGGGGCCGUGUAACUCCUAAUCAGAUGGGCUGUCCCAACAUCAAGUGGGCCGUGGCCACAAGCACUUUUUCCCCUGAGAGGGCAAAGGCAUUACCAGUCAUACUCUCCCUUACUUGGCCUCUGAUUGGUUACCCUGAUAUACUUACCCUAAAACUGUAUUGACAUAAUGAGCGACACAGCAGCGUGGAUACAUCGUUGUUUGAGUUGUUUCUGAAGCGUUGUCCAAGCACUCGUUGAUGGAAUCGUCCUGGGUGUAUCUUCUGCUUGCAACAAAGCACUUGAACUCAUUGUCAUCUAAAGUUUGUUUGUUGGUCAAAAUAUAUACAGUAUCUAUGCUUUUCAUCAAUGUCAGAAUCCGAUUCUAACAUUGCAUUUCAUUGCUGCAUUGCAUC
Molecule: messenger RNA, 1642 nt
Organism: Plectropomus leopardus (leopard coralgrouper)
Lineage: Eukaryota; Metazoa; Chordata; Actinopteri; Perciformes; Serranidae
Gene: masp2
Product: MBL associated serine protease 2
Molecular function (GO): serine-type endopeptidase activity; calcium ion binding
Source: RefSeq, a predicted model, not a curated record